Molecule: messenger RNA, 4197 nt
Organism: Physeter macrocephalus (sperm whale)
Lineage: Eukaryota; Metazoa; Chordata; Mammalia; Artiodactyla; Physeteridae
Gene: LEKR1
Product: leucine, glutamate and lysine rich 1
Exons: 16
Source: RefSeq, a predicted model, not a curated record
CCCGUGGCAUGUGGGAUCCUCCCGGACCGGGGCGCGAACCCGUGUCCCCUGCAUCGGCAGGUGGACGCGCAACCACUGCGCCACCAGGGAAGCCUCACAGUACAUUUUUGGGUAAAGCUCUUACCAAUAGUGAACAGGCCACAAAAGAAUACAUUUAUGAUCAUCAAAGGUUUCACUGUUGAGCUUGACUUUUAAUAUUUGAAAGUAGAUGUUUAUUGCUUUAAGGCCUAACUUGUCUCAUUGGAAAUUUUGUUCAAUAAUCAUAUUCUCAGGGCUAAAAAGAGUUCAGUACACAAUUUAUUUCUGCACAGAUGACAAAACAUUUGAACUCCUAGAGAGAAGCGCUGUUUAAACAUUGUGACCUUUAUUUUAUUAGGUACUCUAGUUUACACUGCACCUGUGAUGGAUUCAAAAAUAUACAGUCUAAACCCACAAAUAGUAUUUUGUGUUCAAGCCACCUCUAGACCAGAGUUAUUUGGGGUUCAAAAUAGACAAAGCAGUUUUACAAAGGAGUCUAACUAUUGAUUAGCAGUUAAAAAAAACAGAAAAGAAAAUCCUAUCCACAUUUUGGUGGGAAUAAAAUGUGGUAAGUACAAAAAGCAGGUGGUCACUUGUAGCUGACUUUUUUUAAAAAAAUGAAGCUGUAUGGGAAAAGUUAUGAAAAAAGUAAGUAUAACACAAAGUUACAUUUCCAGAAUUAAAUACUUCUUGGGUAUUUACAUGUGACACCCAUAGCAGGCUGAGGCCCCUGGCUGGGUGGCAGAGUCAGCUAACCCAAUACCGGAGUCCCAGGUGCUUCUGCUUACACUCAGAUUCGGUCCAAGUAUACUUUAGUGCUCAAGUGUUGGGUCAUGCCCUUGGCCACCUCCAUCAUUUGAGUGAGAGUAAACAAUAAAUAGGAUCUGACUGAGUUAUGUUUGGAAGGAUUCUCCAUGAAUGAGACAUUGUGUAUGAAAUGCCAGGAAAGAGCCUAGUAAAUGUUAGCUUUUAAAAAAUUCUGCACUUGCAUUGGAUGGAACCCAGAAAUAGCAGUGAAAGCCAUUGUUGCUUCCAAUCUGGGAAGCCCGUCUGCAACGAUUUUUUUCAAACUUUUGAGGAUCUCCGUGUUGUGUUGUACUGUGUUCUGAUUCACAGGAUAAAAAUAAAGUUGGGCUAACUGUAAUUUUGUCAUGCUCCCUUUGUACAGUUUUGAGCUCACUUUAAAAUAAGUCAUCUUGGGUAGACUUCCUGGUCUUUGUAUCAGACUUGCAGACAAAGUACCUAUUCUCCCAAAUGCUUUUCAUGUGGGGACAGGGGUGGGGCAUAAUAUUACCAGAAUGAAUGGGAUGAAUGACAGUGCCUUGCUGGAUAAAUAUCUUAGGUAAAUUCAAAUUCAUAACAGAAGUGUAGACACUGUGUUCUCACAAAUGUUAAUGCUACAACACAAAGGUGUGCGGACCAUGUGGAAAGCCCUAGUUUAUCACUUUACAGAGACUCUACUUCCAAAACUAGGGAGUAUUUUUUUUUUUUCCUCUCAGGGGUCAUUGACCCACAGGAGAAAAAUAAUAAAAAGGGUCACAGAAGAGGUUAAAAGGAACUCAAUUUGGUUCUUACUGAUUAUUUUUAAAAGUCACAAUAAAAAGUGAAACUUAACUGGUUUAAAAUUUAAGAAGAGGAUAAAACAAAACUUUAUUCAGUAUGUCCAAUGAUGGAAAUGCUUUAAAUUCUACUUCAGUUCCAGUAUGGCCAGUAAUGGGGUGGGCAAAAGGACUGGAAAAACAAAAGGGACAAGGAAAAAAAACCCGGAGAGGUAAAGGGAGAGACUGAGAACAACCAAGAGUCAAGAAAAAACACACACCAACAAAGGGAAGAGGCUUUUUGGAUUACUUUUUUUUUUUUUUUAACUUUUUAAAAAACCUGUUUUGUAAAACCUUGUUACAACUCUUCAUGUUUAUCUUUUUUUUUUUUUUUCCUUCCAGGCAAGGCUUUACUGGGAAUCCUGCUGCAGCACUAGGGAGCGAAAACAACAGAUUAUUUUACUUCAGAGCUCCCUCAGUAUAUCUUGAGAAAUUAUGGAUCAUCACAUUCCCAUGCAUGCAUUACCUGAAGAAAUCCAAAAGGUUGUUACAUAAUACUGAACAGAGUUCCCUGUGUUAUACAAUGUCUCCUGAAGAAAAAGUUUGUAAGUACUGUGGAGUCAGCUAUCUAAUUCUUCAUGAGUUUAAGGCUAUGGAAGAAAAAGUGAAAGCGAUGGAAAAAGAGAUGAAAUUUUAUCAAGGAAGUGUAGAACGUGAAAAGAGCCUUCAAGAAAUGCUACAGUCUCUUAGCCAAGAUUUUGAACAGUACAAAAUUGACAAUGAAUCCAAAAUGGAAAGAAUUCGAGAUGCAAGCAUGCAGUUAAAAAGUCACCAAAAUGAUUUUCACAGAGUACAGAAAGAAUUGAGUCAGUUGCAACAUGAGUUAAAAAUUAAACAAAGACAAUCACAAAUCUUCAGUCAGAGAUUGACAGAAUACAAGUAUCUCUGGAAUAAGACUCUUUCAUUACUUACUUUUAGUAAAAGAGAGCUAACCAGUAUUAAAAAUGAAGUAUAUGAUAAUUUUCAAAACUGGACUUCACUGAAAGGAGAAGUUUUUCUACAAAUUAAAUCCAUAAGUGAAACAGCCUUGACAGAAAUAAAGAUGCUAAAUAAAAGUUUGACAGUGUCCCAGAGAAAUAAUGUAUGCCUUGAAGAGGAAAUGAAAAAUCUGAAAUUGUUGUCAAAUGCAGCCAUAUUGAGAUCUCAGCAAAUUGAGACAUCCAAACAACAGGAAGUAAACUUGCAAACCAGAUGCCAUGACUUGCAAAAGGAAGUACUAGAUUUACAAUGUCAAGUUGAAGCACUUGGGCUAAAACUUCAGAAGGCAGUGACUGAGAUGGACAACUACAAAGAAAAGCUCAUGAAUAAAUCUAAUGAAGCUGAUGAGUGUCAAAGAGAACUUAGAAAACUGAAGUUCGAAUCCAUUAUUUCUGAGUCACGGCACACCAGAUUGCUUAAAGAAAAGGAAGACUCUUUAAUGACUUGUCAACAAAUAUAUAAAACUUUACAGGAAGAACUGACUGCAAAAGAAAGGCAAGAAGCUGACUUAAAAAGAAGAAUUAAUCUUGCAGAAAAUGAACUGGAAGUAACCAAGACUCUUCUGAAUCAGACAAAGCAAGAGGUUGUAACACUGAAAAGUGAAAGGUCUUCGUUGCUGCGUGCGGGCUUUCUCUAGUUGCGGGAAUUGAUGCUGAUUUCACAUCAGAAAAGCACGGAGCAGUUGCAGGAAACCCUUAGACAGGAGAUGCUGAACGGUGAUAACUGGAGGGAGAAGAUUGAAGCUGAACUCGCCAAGGAAAGAGCCCAACAUUUAGUUGAAUUUCAGGAGCAAGCUCUUCUCUUUAAAGAAGUUAAACUGGAACUCGAUAUUGAAAAGGAAAAACACCAAGAAAUAAUCCAAAAGUGUAAGAAAGAACAAGAAGAACUACAAAUGAAGAUAUCUGACUUAAUUGAAGGUGCUACUAAAGAUCUAAGGCUGAAAGUGGCUACUCUUGAAGAAAAACUCCAUGAAUCCCAUAUUCAAUAUACUGAAGAAUCUGAGUUAAAGGAGAAAGAAAUCGAAAACCUUAAAAAUUUGGUUGCAGAAUUUGAAUCACGCUUGAAGAAGGAAAUUGACAGUAAUGAUUCAGUUUCAGAGGACUUGAGGAAGGAAAUGAAACAGAAGUCAGAUGAACUGGAAAGAGUAAUGCUGGCACAAGCACAACUGAUACAGCAAUUCAACCAGUCCCAGGAAGAGAACACUUUUCUUCAGGAAACAGUGCGUAGAGAGUGUGAAGAACGCUUUGAACUGACGGAGGCUUUGAGUCAAGCCAGAGAACAGCUCCUGGAGCUCAGGAAGCUCGGCGGACGGUUACCCCUGUCACCAUGCCAGGGCAGCCUAACCUCCUCUGUUGCAGCUAGCAGCAGUCAGGGAGAGAAGAGGCUUGCAAGACUGAACUCCGAAAAGAGAAUCAAAAUCCCCAGCCUGCACGGAGUGUCGAAACCCACCGCUUCCCCAGCCUCAACUCAGCCCAGCAGGGUCAGCAGCUCAGGUUUGCCCACAUUCCCCCAGCCACACCCUCCCCGGGGUCGACCGUCUUCAGUCAGUGAGACCCGGCAGAGACUGGCUGUCAUUCUGCAGAGGAGACUGAGUCAGCAGUGA